Molecule: messenger RNA, 822 nt
Organism: Cynocephalus volans (Philippine flying lemur)
Lineage: Eukaryota; Metazoa; Chordata; Mammalia; Dermoptera; Cynocephalidae
Product: HLA class II histocompatibility antigen, DO beta chain-like
Exons: 6
Coding region: 1-822 (273 amino acids)
Biological process (GO): immune response; antigen processing and presentation
Cellular component (GO): MHC class II protein complex; membrane
Source: RefSeq, a predicted model, not a curated record
AUGGGUUCUGGGUGGUUCCCCUGGGUGGUAGUUCUGCUAAUGAACCUUAUCAGGCUGGAUUCCUCCAUGACUCAAGGCAGAGACUCUCCAGAAGAUUUUGUGAUUCAGGCAAAGGCUGAUUGUUACUUCACCAAUGGGACAGAAAAAGUGCAGUUUGUGGUCAGAUUCAUCUUUAACUUGGAGGAGUAUGCACGUUUUGACAGUGAUGUGGGGAUGUUUGUGGCACUGACGGAGCUGGGGCAGCCUGAUGUUGAGCUGUGGAACAAUCGUCCGGAUAUCCUGGAGCAGAGUAGAGCGUCCGUGGACCUGCUCUGCAGACAUAACUACAGGCUGGGUGCCCCCUUCACUGUGGGGAGGAAAGUGCAACCAGAGGUGACAGUGUACCCAGAGAGGAUCCCAUUCCUGCAGCAGCACAAUCUGCUGCUCUGCUCUGUGACAGGCUUCUAUCCAGGGGACAUCAGGAUCAGGUGGUUCCGGAAUGGAAAGGAGGAGAGAGCUGGGGUCAUGUCCACUGGUCUUAUCGGGAACGGAGACUGGACCUUUCAGACCAUGGUGAUGCUGGAAAUGACUCCUGAGCUUGGAGAUGUCUACACCUGCCUUGUUCAUCACCCCAGCCUGCUGAGCCCUGUUUCUGUGGAGUGGAGAGCUCAGUCUGAAUAUUCUUGGACAAAGUUGCUAAGUGGAGUUGCAGCCUUCCUGCUUGGGCUCAUCUUCCUUCUGGUGGGGAUUUUCAUCCACCUCAGGGCUCAGAAAGGAUAUGUGGAGACUCAGUUGCCUGGUGAUGAGGUCUCAAGAGCUGUUCUCCCACCGCAGCCGUACUAA